Molecule: messenger RNA, 1964 nt
Organism: Mesoplodon densirostris (Blainville's beaked whale)
Lineage: Eukaryota; Metazoa; Chordata; Mammalia; Artiodactyla; Ziphiidae
Gene: GMPPB
Product: GDP-mannose pyrophosphorylase B
Exons: 10
Coding region: 250-1317 (355 amino acids)
Biological process (GO): cell wall mannoprotein biosynthetic process; GDP-mannose biosynthetic process
Cellular component (GO): cytoplasm
Molecular function (GO): GTP binding; mannose-1-phosphate guanylyltransferase (GTP) activity
Source: RefSeq, a predicted model, not a curated record
UUCCCGCCGGCGGCCGGCCCGAGUUGGGAGGCAGUCGGUCUCCGUUCGGCGUCGCGUCCUGGUUUGCUGCUGUCUCGGACCUAGCGUCAGCGCGGACUGGGCGGACAAGGCAGAGCCAGAGUUGGUCAGUUCUGGCGGGUGAAGGGCUCGGGGCCGGGCACAGCGGCGGGAGUGUGCGGCAGGGGUCCGCCAGGCGGGCCGCGGACACCUCGGAGCCCGGGACUCACUCUCCGGCCGCCCGCAGGCGCAAUGAAGGCACUGAUUUUGGUGGGCGGCUAUGGGACGCGCCUGCGGCCGCUGACGCUAAGCAUCCCAAAGCCGCUGGUGGACUUCUGCAAUAAGCCCAUCUUGCUGCACCAAGUGGAGGCGCUGGCCGCGGCCGGCGUGGACCACGUGAUUCUUGCUGUGAGCUAUAUGUCUCAGGUGCUGGAGAAGGAAAUGAAGGCGCAGGAGCGAAGGCUAGGAAUCCGAAUCUCUAUGUCCCAUGAAGAGGAGCCUUUAGGGACAGCUGGGCCCCUGGCACUGGCCCGUGACCUGCUCUCUGAGACUGCAGACCCUUUUUUCGUCCUCAACAGUGACGUGAUCUGCGAUUUCCCCUUUCAAGCCAUGGUGCAGUUCCACCGGCACCAUGGCCAGGAAGGCUCAAUUCUGGUGACCAAAGUGGAGGAACCCUCUAAGUACGGUGUGGUGGUAUGUGAGGCGGACACAGGCCGCAUUCACCAGUUCGUGGAGAAGCCGCAGGUGUUUGUGUCCAACAAGAUCAACGCAGGCAUGUACAUCCUGAGCCCUGCAGUGCUACGGCGCAUCCAGCUGCAGCCCACAUCCAUUGAGAAGGAGAUCUUCCCUGUCAUGGCCAAGGAGGGGCAGCUCUAUGCCAUGGAGUUGCAGGGUUUCUGGAUGGACAUUGGGCAGCCCAAGGACUUCCUCACCGGCAUGUGCCUCUUCCUGCAGUCGCUGCGACAGAAGCAGCCUGAGCAGCUGUGCUCAGGCCCUGGCAUUGUGGGCAACGUGCUGGUGGACCCAAGUGCCCGUAUUGGCGAGAACUGCAGCAUUGGCCCCAACGUGAGUCUGGGUCCUGGUGUGGUGGUGGAGGAUGGUGUGUGCAUUCGGCGGUGCACGGUGCUGCGAGACGCCCACAUUCGCUCCCACUCCUGGCUUGAGUCCUGCAUUGUAGGCUGGCGCUGCCGCGUGGGCCAGUGGGUGCGCAUGGAGAACGUGACAGUGCUGGGUGAGGACGUCAUAGUUAAUGACGAGCUCUACCUCAACGGGGCCAGUGUGCUGCCCCACAAGUCUAUUGUCCUCCCAGUAAAGUCCUAGAUCCCAGUAAGGACCCACAUUGCCGGGUACCAGUUUAAGGGGCACCACCAGAAGAUAAUGAAAGUCCACCUGCCCCUUCAUUUACAUUAACCCUUAAAAGGAAACAGCUGCCCAAUCAUACACGUUUACCGUUCAAAGAAAACACCUGCCCCCUCAUAAACGUUAACCCUUCAAAGAAAACACAAAGAACACAAGAAGCUUAAAGACGUGCUUCCCAGAGUUCCGGGAGACCAGCCCUCUGGAAAGCCGCCAGCCAAGCUCAGGCUGGGGCAUUGUGGCCCGACUCGCUCACCCUCUGGCGGCCACGCGGGGGCCUAUGAUCGCCGGGGGACGCGGCUACCCCGCCCCUCCAACGUGAGCCAAUGGGAGCCUGAGGCCCCGCCCCCGAGAAAUCGCCUCCCGGAGAGUAUUUAGAAGCUGAGUGCUCAGAAACGCAUUCAGGAGAGAGCUGGGGAAGCCUGAGAAGGGAGUGCUGGGCAGAGCGUGGCCCCAACUCACAACCCAAAACCUGGGGCCGGGCAGCUGGAGCGGUCGGCCUUGCGGGACGGUCCCCGCAUCCUGUCUCGCUGGCCACUGGCCAUUUAGCGCCCCGCACUUCUAGCCGGAUGUGAAGUGGGUGAGUCUCGGAGCUGUGCCCCGCACCAAGC